Paramecium octaurelia is the source of this 3140-nucleotide messenger RNA. Lineage: Eukaryota; Ciliophora; Oligohymenophorea; Peniculida; Parameciidae. The record is from the annotation of a GenBank genome assembly.
AUGAAUUGCAAAAAUUAGUUGGAAGAAGAUUUGUAUGGAGUUUUGGCUUUAUCAGAAGAUGUGAAUAAAGCAGUCUUCCCAACCCUAAUUAAAAUAUUAAGAAGAGAGGAAGUUUAAGACUGCCUAGAAUUUCUCUCAAAAGAGCACAAUUAAUUGCUAUUAAUAUAAGACAUGCUAUAAGUAGAAAAUUUAUCACUUUUACACAAGAAAUAUUUUCAAGAUGUUGAGAAAAUAAUAAAUAUCCUCAAAAUAAUUAAGGAUCAUGAUUUGAAUAUACAGAAUUACUCCAUAAUAGAUUAUAAAAAAAUCAGAGAGGAUUUAAUUCAAAAAAUAGAAAAUAAAAGGAAUAUAGUGCAAUUUUAAAUAUUCGUAGUUUAACUAACUGCCAUUGAUAAGAGAUUUAUCUAAUGUGGAUCAAAUUUGCUCAAUUUAUUAGUCGAGAUGAAGGUAGAUAUUAGGGAACACAACUUUGAGAAUAUAAGGAUUAGAGACACUUCAUUAAUUGGUGCUAAUAUGGUGAGAUGCAAUUUGAGUGGUUCUUAAUUUGAUAAUGUUAAUAUUAAUGGAAUAAACCUGAACGGAGCUCACUUGCUAAAUUGUAAAUGGAAGAACAUUAAAAUACAUGAGUUAAAUAGAUUAUGCGGAUAUCAUCCUGUACGAACUGUUUGCUUCUCUUCUGAUGGCAAUACAUUAGCAUCUGGGAGCGGUUCUAUCUAAUUAUGGAAUAUAAAGACAGGAUAAUAAAAAGCCAUAUUCUAUAGCCAUAGAAGGAGUAUCAAUUCUUUAUGCUUCUCACCUGAUAAUACUCUAUUAGCCUCAUGCAGUGAUGAUAAGUCCGUCCUUUUAUGGGAUGUCAUGAAAAGAUAAGAAAAAGCUUAAUUAGAUGGACACACUAAUUGUGUCAAUUCUGUAUGCUUCUCUCCUGACGGUUCUACAUUAGCAUCUGCUAGUGAUGAUAAAUCUAUCCGUUUAUGGGAUGUUAAGAGAAGAUAAGAAAAAGAUAAAUUCGAUGGUCAUACUAGUAAUGUCUAAUCAGUAUGUUAUUCUCCUGAUGGUUAUACAAUAGCUUCAGGCAGUAAUGAUAAGUCUAUCCGUUUGUGGGAUGCUAUGACAGGAUAUUAAAAAGCAAAAUUAGACGGUCAUACAGGUUUUGUCUAAUCAGUAUGCUUUUCUCCUGAUGGUUCUACACUAGCUUCUGCUAGUGCAGAUAAAUCUAUCUGUUUAUGGGAUUUUGAGACAAGGCAACUACAAAAAAAAUUUGAUGGUCAUAAUUUUAUGUUCUUAUCGGUUUGCUUCUCUCCUGAUGGUACUAUGUUAGCAGCUGGCAGUGCAUAUAAUUCGUUUUAUUUAUGGGAUGUUAAGACUGGAAAAUAAUAAACCAAAUUAAAUAAUCAUAAUAAUGCAGUCAAUUAAGUAUGCUUCUCUCCUGAUGGCUAUAUAAUUGCAACUGGUUGUGAUGAUACAUCUAUCUAAUUAUGGGAUGCAAAGACAGGAGAGUUAAAUACUAAAUUAGUUGGUCAUAGUAGCCAUGUAGAGUCAGUUAGCUUUUUUCCUGAUGGAUCAACAUUAAUAUCAAAGAGCAUUGAUAAUUCUAUCUGUUUAUGGGAUGUUAAAUCAGGAAAACGUACAGCCAAAUUUGAUAGUCAGAGCACUGGAAUCACUCCUUAAACCUUGUCUCCAGAUGGUACCACAUAUGCAUCUGGUAGUGAAGACAACUAUAUUUGUUUAUGGGAUGUUAAAACAGGACAAUAAAAAGCCAAAUUAAAAAGUCAACAUGAAGGAGUUCCUUUGGUAUGCUUCUUUUCUAAUGGUACUUUAGCAUCGAUUGGUAAGAAUUGUAUUAUUCAUUUUUGGGACAUUAAAACAAGAAAACUAAAAGCUAAAUUUAAAAUUCAAACCCUCAAAUCAUAAAGCUUUUCACCUGAUGGUAAUACACUUGCAUAGAUUGAGUAUUCUAAUUACAAUGGAAGCUGUAUUUAAGUAAAGGAUUUUAGGACAGGAUAAUAAAAAUUAACAAUUAGAAAUCAUAAUAUUAGAUUUUUAUCUGUAUGCUUCUCUAAAGAUGGUAAUAUAUUAGCAACUGGUACCUCAGAUAACUCCAUUCUAUUUUGGGAUAUUAGGACAGGAUAAUAAUUAAUCAAGUAAAGUUGUCUUAUGAGUUCAGUGGAUUCAUUUGACUUCUUAGAUGAUAAUAAUGAAUUAAAAUUAUAUAGAAAUAAUAUAGAUAUUAAGGAAAGAUAUAAAAUAAAAGGUCAUACUAAUCAGGUUUUAUCUGUAUGCUUCUCUCCUGAUGGCAAUACAUUAGCAUCUGGUAGCGUAGAUAAUAGCAUUCGUUUAUGGGAUGUUAGGCCAAUAUUAUAAAAUGCCACUUUAUAAGGUCUUAGAAAUAGUAUCAAUUCAGUCUAGUUCUCUUCUAAUGGGGCAAUAAUAGCACAAGUUAAUUUAGAUAACUCUAUUUAUAUUUAUGAUGUUGAAACAGGAAAACUAAUAACCAUAAUAAAAAAUCCUUAUGGUACUAUUUAUUCAGUGUGUUUUUCUCUUGAUGGAACUACAAUAGCAAGUGGUAGUGAUGAUAAAUGCAUCAAUUUAUGGGAUGUUAACACAGGCUAGCAUAAAGCAAAAUUAAUUGGUCAUAUUAAUACUGUUUAUUCAUUAUGCUUCUCUCCCGAUGGUACUAUAUUAGCAUCUGGUAGUUUAGAUAACUCUAUCCGUUUAUGGGAUGUGAAAACAGGAUAAUAAACAGCAAAAUUUGUUAAUCAUAAAAAUUGUAAUAAAUUAUUAGGCUUUUCCCCUGAUAACACUACAUUAGUCUAUAAGAGUGUGGGUACAUCUAUAAUUUUUUUGGAUGUUAAGACAGCUCAAGAUAUUAAACCUAAGUGGAAAAUUUACAGAGAUAUCCUUGACUAAUGUAAACCACAGUCUUAUAUCAAUCGAAGAUUAGAAGAUAGUAUUUAUUAUUUUUUUUAUUUUAUUUAGUAACAAGUAAUAUUAAUAUACUCUGUAUAUCUAAAGAACUUGAAUUUUAAGCAAAAGGAGCAUUAAUUCUCAAAGGAGAAUUUGUAAGUCAAUCAGGUAUAGAUUUAAUGACAAUGUUUAAAUAAAAAGGAAGUUGCAUUUUGGAAAGACAUCAAGAAAAUUGA